This is a messenger RNA of Effrenium voratum, 1203 nucleotides long. Lineage: Eukaryota; Dinophyceae; Suessiales; Symbiodiniaceae. The record is from the annotation of a GenBank genome assembly.
AUGGCUGUGGGUCAAACGCCUCACGCGCAGCUGUACCAAACGCCUCCGGCGAAGCACGUGGCGCUGGUGCAGGCGCCCAAGGCGCCAGUUCAGGUGCCGGCGGCGCCUCAGCCGGGGGUUCCUCGGGUGCAACCCCGGCCUCAGACGCAGACACCGCUGACGCCGCAGCAGGUGCCGCAGGCGCCUCAGGCGACGCAGGCGCCGCAGGUGCCUCAGGCGCCGCAGGCGCCGCAGGCGCCUCAGGCACCUCAGGUGGCGCCUCAAAAGUCUGCGGCUCCGGAAGCAUCUCCGACUCUUCCGGGCUUUGAAGGGCGGCUGGACGAGCAGGAGAAUCUGCACAACGUGGUGCAGAGUCUUCAGAAACAGGUCAACGAGUUGCAGCUUCUGGUGCAAAGCCUUCGACCGGAGGCUUUGGCCUCGGCUCCGGCGGUUUCUGCGGCGCCAGCGGCGUCCCGGGAGGUGUCUCCGCAUGCGCUUGUGACGCGCUCUCCUUCUGAGGAGGCGCUGCUGCGGAGCCACCGUGAGCGCCGGGCCCCGGAGGCUAUGGAUGUGACGUGGCUGGAUGCGAAGAUUUGCUGUUUUCAUCCCGUGUUCACGUUGCAUGGCAGUCGCUACGUGGAUGCGCUGCCAGAUGUAGACCAGCAGCUUGAGAAUGCGAUCGUCAUGGGAGACCUAGCAUGGGUCAAGGACUGCGUGAAGAAGGGCGCAAAUGUGAAUUGUCGACUGGAUGAGAAAGGCUUUACUCCGCUGAUGCUCGCUAGUGAAGGUGGAUGGGCCAACAUUGUCAGAUACCUGGUGGAAAACACCGAUGUAGACCUAGAAGCAGUCGAUUCUGGAGGCUUCAAUGCCUGCGACAUCGCUGCCCUGCACGGCUACCUCAGUUGGGAAGAGAGAGGACAAAACGCCAACAUUGCUGACAUUGUGAACUACCUCAAGGACCGCGGCCUUGAGUACACCUGGCGGGGUGCAAUCAUCGGGGGCGACAUUGACCGUAUCAAUGAGUUCCUGGAAAAUGGCCAGGACAUUGAGGAGCGAACAGGUUACUACUGCGAAGGUAACUACCAGUACACGGCAUUCCAAAUGGCCAUGAAGUUUGGCCGGCAGAAUGUGGCCCGGUAUUUAUUGUGUUUGGGGGCUGUGAUCCCCAGAGACAUCUGCGAGACGCAGAUCCCCUAUGACAGCGAGUUGAAGGGUCUCACCUAG